AAAUAAUGGCGGCAUUGCUGCGACAAAAAACUGAGCUUGAGGGCCAAAAACAAUCUCCCAAACCCUAACCAUGACCUGAUCCCCAAAAUCCUCAAUCUCCAGCUUCAUCCUCCCCCGUCCGAUUAAAGCCCCAGCAUACAAUUAAAAAACUGCAAAAAAAUCACUAAAACGCUCAACUGCCCGUACGAUGCCGUCCCACGGCGAUCUGGACCGUCAGAUCGAGCACUUAAUGCAGUGCAAGCCGCUAUCGGAGGCGGAGGUGAAGACGCUGUGCGAGCAGGCACGUGCGAUCCUUGUGGAGGAGUGGAAUGUUCAGCCCGUGAAAUGUCCCGUCACCGUCUGCGGCGAUAUCCACGGCCAGUUCCACGAUCUCGUCGAGUUGUUUCGCAUCGGCGGCAACGCUCCCGACACUAAUUAUCUCUUUAUGGGCGAUUACGUAGAUCGAGGAUAUUACUCAGUGGAGACUGUCACUCUUUUAGUUGCUCUGAAAGUUCGUUAUAGAGAUAGAAUAACUAUUUUAAGGGGAAAUCAUGAGAGCCGCCAGAUAACUCAAGUGUAUGGAUUUUAUGAUGAAUGCUUGAGAAAAUAUGGAAAUGCUAAUGUAUGGAAGUAUUUCACUGACCUUUUUGAUUAUUUACCUCUGACCGCACUGAUUGAAAGUCAGAUUUUCUGCUUGCAUGGUGGACUCUCUCCAUCUUUGGAUACAUUAGAUAACAUCCGUGCUCUGGACCGUAUACAGGAGGUUCCUCAUGAGGGUCCAAUGUGUGAUCUCUUAUGGUCUGACCCUGAUGACCGAUGUGGAUGGGGAAUAUCUCCUCGGGGAGCAGGGUAUACCUUUGGACAGGAUAUUUCUGGGCAGUUCAACCACACAAAUGGGCUCACUCUGAUUUCUAGAGCUCACCAGCUUGUUAUGGAAGGAUAUAAUUGGUCCCAGGACAAGAAUGUGGUAACAGUGUUUAGUGCACCAAAUUACUGCUAUCGCUGUGGAAAUAUGGCUGCAAUACUUGAGAUUGGGGAGAAUAUGGAGCAAAGUUUUCUUCAGUUUGACCCAGCUCCACGUCAGAUUGAGCCUGAGACCACACGCAGAACCCCCGACUAUUUUUUAUAAUUCCCUUAACUUACCUCCUAGUGGCAAAUUUUCAUAUUUCCUGCUGUGCUUCUGUAGAUGUGUCUUACAAAAUCGGGGAGUUGUGGCUUUUGGUUGAGGGAGAGACAAAAGAAACCAGUGUUUUUGUCAUUCUUUUGGUUGUUCUGGUGCUGCAUUCAUAUGAGUCUAUAGAGUUAAUUUGUAGAAGGUUUUUGUCUUGUAUUGUAAAAGGUGAAGGAAGUAGAAUAACAAGGGAUUCUUUU
Molecule: messenger RNA, 1350 nt
Organism: Theobroma umbraticum
Lineage: Eukaryota; Viridiplantae; Streptophyta; Magnoliopsida; Malvales; Malvaceae
Product: serine/threonine-protein phosphatase PP2A catalytic subunit-like
Molecular function (GO): protein serine/threonine phosphatase activity
Source: RefSeq, a predicted model, not a curated record